Molecule: messenger RNA, 2106 nt
Organism: Trichobilharzia regenti
Lineage: Eukaryota; Metazoa; Platyhelminthes; Trematoda; Strigeidida; Schistosomatidae
Source: the annotation of a GenBank genome assembly
AUGGGAGGUGGUGAAGGCCAUGAUCAUCAUGCUGAUGUGACUAGAGAAGAUCUUUAUAAAGAAUUCUCACCUAGCUACAUCGGAAGGCUUAAUAGACUACUGGGAUUAUUCUUUGACAAGCCUGUGACAUUUUUUCAUGACCAAGUUGUUGAGAGAUUUCGGAAACCAUAUCCAUAUUAUCAUAAACGAUUCCCUCGUGUCCCAACAAUAGACCAAUGUCAAGUCAACGAUUUGGCAUGCAUACAAGAGGCCAAUAAGCAGUAUCUUCGUGAUCGACUAGUAGAUUUAAAUAUUGUCAAAAUUCUUCGAAAUCGUAAAUCUGAGUGUCAAGAAUGGUAUAAAUAUGAUCAAGAAGAUGUAGAUCGAUUCUGUGCUCCAUUAUUUACUGAUUACGAAGAGGCAGCUGUCAAUUACUACAUAAAAUAUGGAGAAUUGCACUGGUCAACAACCGUUGUGGACGCAUUCAUGAAGCAGAAACAUCGCUUGCUAUGGGAAAGGCGUUAUGGACCAGUUGGAAGUGGAAUGCAAAAGAAGAAGUUAACUGAAGCAGCUGAAAAGGAAACUAAAGAGAAGGAUAUGAUUACCAAAUUAAGAGAAUUGCCCAGUUUUUUUACCAAACAUAUUAGUCCUUCGAAAAGUAAAUUGUUUGCUCCAUUCAACGUGUCCAGCAGUAUGCAUCUGUGUAUGCUGACUUCCCUAGUCCACAAUGCUCUUUGUACCCCAGUCUCAUUUUUUUCCUUUCUCUCUCGCGCUGAUCCCUCGACAACAGAUCUUAGUGAAAUUUGUGGUAUACGUGUACCAUCUGUGUAUUCAGCUGCACAUAAUGCCUUGUAUACACGAUAUACACCAAAAGAUUGGUAUGCUGGUUAUCAACAGCUUUUACAAGCUAAUGAUAGAGGUCAAAGAGAUUCAGAGUGUUUACGACAUGAUACAAUUCGAUUGGUUGAUGAUACUGAUGAAAGGACUAAAAUGAAUCAGAAUCAAUCAAGUCGUGUACUUGGUGAUCGUAUAUCAGAUAUUGUAUUCUGGGAGAAUGAAUUGACUGAUGAAAUCGAUAAAGUAGUUAAAGAGAAUAAUGAUUUAAUACGUGCUAAACGCAUUACUGAGAAGUUGUUAGCUGAAACGGAUAAUCAACUACACAUAGCACAAGAAUGCUUGUAUCAACGUGAGAAACGACAAGGAACUGAUUUAGUACAUGAUAAUGUUGAAAAAGCUCUUUUAGAAGAAGUGCAAGCAGUUCAAGAUGCUCAGGCAAGACUACGCUCAUUCAUUGAUCGUGCAAAUGUUCAAAUUGAAUUAAAUCGUGCAGCACAGCAUGAUUUAGAAGCAGACUUAAAGAAUAAAUUUACUGCUCAACAAAUUGAUGAAACAGCAGUUGGAAUGAAGAAUAGUUCCGCUGGUGUACAUUACUAUGAAGGCAUUGAAGAUAUUAAUCAAUGCCUAUCAGUUCCAGAGACAUGGAAAGCACAUGUACAAGAUAUUCUUAAUCGAAGUCGUGCUGAAAGAGCUGCAAGUCGAAAAUUACGUGAAGAUAUUGGUGAUGGGUUAUCACGUAUUAGUCAAAAUCUCUCCGAUCACUGGAAUGAUGUAAAUGAAGCUUUGGCUCAACGAAUACGCGAAGUAACUGAUGCAAGAAAUAAACUACAGUCGAGUUUAGGACGUACAUUACAAGAAAUUAUGGAUACAGAACGUGAGAUUGAAUCAAUUAAAAAUGCUAUUCGUGACAAAGAAGCUUAUCUUAAAACAGCGACAAGUAGAUUGAAUAUUCGAUUACAAAGACCAGGUAUGGAUCAUGUAUGUGAUGCAGCACAAACACAAUUAAAAUGUGAAGUUGCUCAACUCAAAGAUACUAUCAAAUUAUUAAAACAACAAUUAUGUCGAGCUGAAGAUAUAUUACAAGAAUUAUUACGUUUAAAAAGUGCUAAAGAAGCAGAAUUAGCUAUUAAAAAUAAUAGUAUAUUUAUUGAUCGUGAGAAAUGCUUGAGUUUACGAUCGAAUUGGCCUGGUGGUCCAACAGUCGAUGCAUCCCAUGCAGCACCAUGUCCUGGUUUCAUUGAUUCACAAGUCGGUGUUGGCGGUGAUAUAGCUAGAACAUGUGUUUGUUGA